AGGUCCUGGAGCGAGCUUCCCUUUCAGAGAUGCUCCAUUCUCGACGACUACCUCCUUGCCACAACAUCAUCUUCUCUGACAGAGGAGGCUCGCGAUAAUAAUCAUCCAUCACCCGCAACCUGAGAUACCCAUCACGGCCUUCGCUCUUUUUUUCCCGCCUUCUCUUCUCGGUUUGUGCAUUUUGUUUGCACCAAGAUUACUUUUUUGUGUUGCAGGAAACCACACCGAUCACAUCCAGUCACGAUUGCUUCGUUUACGCUUGUAAUUUGCACCACCCCCCCCCGCCCGAACUGAAAGACGUCCGAGAAAACGAACGAUGAGAUCGGCUUUUUCAUAAGUCAACAAAUCCAAUACUAUCUCCAACCCAACUCCCGCUCUUUGCUUCGCGAACGAAAAAAGGGGAAAUCAAAAUUACCACACAAACAUGGAAGCGGCAACGCCUCCCCCGGCCACGAGCCCGGGCCCCUCGAACGGCGUCGGCGGUACGCCCUUUGCCUCUGUCGAUGUAGCCCGGGUCAUCGAUCAUAUUGCUGUACUGCUGCAAGCUACGCUCGGCGCAACUCGACUGGAGCUUGAAUCCCCCGGCAGUUUGUUAUCUGGAACCCGGUAUCAGGAUACUUGGCAACGAUGCUCUCGAUGGGCCUUGGACACACAAGUCGCCCUUACCAUUCAAAAGGACAUUGUCGAGUUGGAGCCUAUCGAGGAGGACCUCAUCGAGGAAGAUGUUAGUGUCAUUUCUGAAGGUCAGAACAUCGAUUUGGUGAAAGAGGCACGAAAAUCCAGGAUUAACAGCGGUGCAGAUGGACCUACGCAUGUCUACAGUCUUACGUCUGAUAUGUCCUCGUCUGCAACCUCGACCACCGUCGGUUUUCUUGUAAUCCUGAAGCGUGCGCAGCCUCUGGACGCAUCCAUCCCCUUGACCUCCCAAAUCCAGAUGCUCAACCUUCCCGGCCCAGCCUACACGGCGGUGAACGCUGGUGACCAGGGCUCCAUCACUUCCCCGUACGAGGUUCUUCAACUUUAUCUUCAUAACGGUCUGGCGCCAUAUUUUGAUGCGAGCACCAAGAGCCGGCAGCAGGCGGCCAGCACUGGAAGAGGCCGCGCAGAUGCAGACGCAAAGACUGGCAUUCCUGUCACCAAGAAGCGCUGGACCGAACUCGAGCUCAGUUUGUCCCAUCUGCAGCAAAAUGUUGAGAUCCCCGAGGUUUCUCUGCCCUUCCACCCUGUUGUGCAGGCCGCACUCGACCAGGCAAGAGAAAAGCAGACGAAACCUACUAUUGAUCUGAUUCCUGCGCAAUUCCUGACAGACAGCGGUUUUCUCAACAAUCUCCAGGCCACGGUAAACAGCUGGAUCAAGUCGAUCCAAGUUAUCACUAAGAUGACGAGGGACCCGAACACAGGCCCGGCUAACCAGGAGAUCAACUUUUGGCUUUCCAUGGAAUCAGCAUUGGAAGGCAUCGAAAGCCAGCUUAGGAGCGAAGGUGUCACGCUUACCCUUGAGGUUCUCAAGCAUGCGAAACGUUUCCAGGCUACAGUCAGUUUUACCGCAGACACUGGCUUGAAAGAGGCGAUGGAAAAGGUGCAAAAGUACAAUCAGCUCAUGCGGGACUUUCCCCUUGAUGAACUGCUCUCUGCUACCACCCUCCAGAAAGUGGAAGAUUCGGUUGGCCAAAUUUUUGCUCACUUGAACAAGAAGCUUAGGAUCUGUCCCUACCCAAUUCAUCGCGCCCUUCCGCUUGUCGGGGCUAUCUCGGCCGAUUUGGACGAGGCUCUCCACCGCCUGUUGCCAGGCCUGGAGCUUGUCAAGCUCGACUACCAGGAGUUCAGCCGGGUUAUCAAGCAGGCCGAUUCCAUCUUCAGAGUCUGGGAUGACAGCAUCAAGGAAUUCACCAACGUGGCUCGUGAUGUUACACGUCGUCGAAACGAGAGGUUUAUUCCCAUCAAGAUCAACCCUAGGCACGGCGACCUGCAGGCUCGUCUUAAAUAUGUCGCCACGUUCCGUGCCAACCACGAGCAGCUGCAGCGGACUAUCGUCAAUGUUCUUGGGCCCAAGACCGAUGUGAAUGGUGUCUCAGAGGGUGCCAACGGCACGGUCGUGGUGGAGGAGAUUGGUGACGUUGACGCCGUUGAGGAGGUGAAGCAAGCCUGGGAGGGCUUGAAAGACGUCGACUUGCUUGAUGUCACUCCUGAGGGAACGGCCAAGUGGGCUCGCGCCGAGAACACAUACAAUGAGCGAACGUCCCGCGUCGAAAACUCCAUCAUCGCCCGUCUUCGCGACCGGUUGGCGACUGCGAAGAAUGCCAACGAGAUGUUCCGUGUCUUUUCCAAGUUCAACGCCCUUUUUGUGCGCCCCAAGAUUCGCGGUGCUAUCGCCGAGUAUCAGACCCAGCUUAUCGACAAUGUCAAACAGGCCAUCACCGCCUUGCACGAGCGGUUCAAGCAGCAGUAUGGUCACUCAGAGGCACACGCCAUGGCCCAGCUUCACGAUCUUCCUCCUGUUUCUGGAGCCAUCAUUUGGGCUCGGCAGAUUGAGCGGCAGCUUGACACAUACAUGAAGAAGGUGGAGGAUGUUCUCGGUGCUGAUUGGGCUAUGCAUGCCGAGGGUCAAAGACUCCAAGCCGAAGGUGAUUUGUUCCGCAAGAAGCUCGAUACUCGGCCUAUCUUCGAGGCCUGGUUGCAUGAUGUGCAGCGGAAGCAGAUCACGAUCUCGGGUCUCUUGUUCAACAUUAACAGGAUCCGCUCCGCCGGAAAUGUGCUGGAGCUCGCAGUCAAUUUCGACGCUCAAGUCAUCGCCCUCUUCAAGGAGACUAGGAACUUGGUCUGGCUCAGCUUCCCAGUUCCCCACUCAGUCAACAAUGUCGCAAAGGAGGCCAAGCGAGUGUAUCCCUAUGCUGUCAGUCUCAUGGAAAGCGUUAGGACGUUUGCGCAGACCAACCGCCAGAUCAAUGACAUGUCUGAGGUUUCGGUGCUGCUCAGCGGUUACCGCGAAGGGGUGUAUCUCUUGAUCGCCAAGGGAAUCUCUCUGAGGUGGGAAUCGUUUGUCAAUACGUACGAAGUGCAUUUUAAGAACCACGCGCAGAGUGCCAUUGACAGCAAUUACACCAAGAACGGAGAGAGCAAGCAUGUCAAGUUUGUCAAGGAUUUCGCCCUAGCAGUAUCCCUCCUCCAGACCAAGACCCUUCAGCUGGCCAACAUUCAUGGAUCGGUGGAAAAAGCGCUUGCGGAACUGGAGAAGUGCCCUUAUGAAGUCAAGGAAUUUGAGGGCCGGCUGACUGCCAUUCAGACAGCCGUUGAUACACUCAAUUUGGAGCAGUAUGUUAACCUUGGCUUCUGGGUGGAUCGCAUGAACAAGCAAAUCAAGGCCAUCCUUCUCGCCCGUCUUCAGCAUGCUGUUCAGGCUUGGAUUGAGGCCUUUGAGGACGAGUACUUGGAGGACAGGAGUGAUCGGAAGAGAACACUCGAGACUGUCAACGCCCCCAAGACUGAUGUUCCUGUCAUCAAGAAGCUCAUUCACGAGAUCACCAUGCGGAACCAAGUCAUCUAUCUGGACCCGCCUCUUGAGUUUGCCAGAGCAAGCUGGUUUUCCCAGUUGCAAGAGUGGAUCGGUGUCAUUUGCAACCUGAAGAAGAUCAAGGCCACCCGGUACCAGAUGACCAUCAGCACGACGGUAGAGGACGAAGCGCGCUUUGACGACCUGCCUAGUGAGUGCACGGAUGCUCUCUUGCGUGUGCAGACGUCAGUCGAGAAAAAGAUUCGAGAGAUUGGCGCCUAUGUCGACAAAUGGCUGCAAUUCCAGUCUUUGUGGGAUCUCCAGUCGGAGCAUGUGUAUGAUGUUCUCGGCGACCAACUGUCGAGAUGGCUUCAGCUUCUCCAAGAAAUCAGAAAGACGCGGCAGACCUUUGACACCACCGAGGUCAGCCGUUCCUUUGGCCAUAUCACCAUCGACUAUGACCAAGUUCAGACGAAGGUCAAUGCGAAGUACGACCAAUGGCAGCAUGACAUUCUCAUGAAGUUUGCCAGCCGGCUCGGCACUCGCAUGCGCGAGGUUCACGCCGAGAUUGAGAAGGCUCGUAAGGACCUCGAGGGCCAGGCUAUGGCGGCCAACUCCACGGCCGAGGCUGUACAGUUCAUCACCAUUGUCCAAACCUGCAAGCGCCAGGUGAAGCUCUGGGCGCCUGAGGUGGAGACCUUCAGGCAGGGAGAGUCAACCCUCGUGCGCCAGCGCUAUCAGUUCCCUAAUGACUGGCUGCAUGCUGAGCAAGUGGAUGGCAUGUGGGAUAUGCUCAAUGAGUUGCUCGCCCGCAAGUCCAAGAUUGUGCAAGACCAGACCGACGCGCUCCGUGCCAAGAUCAUUGCCGAGGACAAGGUGGUUAUCGACAAGAUCAACGAGGUUGCCGUUCAGUGGAACGAAGAGAAGCCUGUCUCGGGUACCAUCGCCCCCGAUGUUGCUUCUGCUACCCUCAGCACCUUUGAAACUCGUAUCACCAAGCUGCAGGAUGACUCGGCCAUGGUUGCGAAGGCCAAGGAGGCUCUCGACCUGCCCGCCACUCCUGAUACGUCUCUCAGCGUGAUUCUUGAAGAAGUUCAGGACUUCAAGUCUGUCUGGGCGUCACUCUCCACCAUCUGGAAGAACCUUAAUGAGCUGCGCGAGAUUCUGUGGAACAGCGUCCAGCCAAGAAAGAUCCGGUCCUCUAUCGACAACUUGAUCAAGAUGACCAAGGAUAUGCCUAGCAGGAUGCGCCAGUAUGCCGCUUUCGAGCACAUUCAGAACAUCCUCCGUCAGUUCAUGAAGGUCAACCCCAUGCUGGCUGAGCUCAAGUCGGAAGCUGUUCGUGACAGACACUGGAUCAAAAUCUACAAGCAGAUCAAGCCUGGCAAGCGGUACUCACCUGUCUCAAUGACGCUGGGUGACGUGUGGGACCUCAACCUUGUGGCGACCGAGGUCAUCGUCAAGGACAUCAUUAUUCAGGCGCAGGGAGAAAUGGCGCUGGAGGAGUUCUUGAAGCAAGUCCGCGAGACCUGGACUGGCUACGGACUCGAGCUCGUCAAUUACCAGAACAAGUGCCGUCUCAUCCGUGGCUGGGAUGAUUUGUUUGCUAAAUGCAGUGAGAAUCUCAAUUCGCUGCAGGCCAUGAGGCAUUCACCUUAUUACAAGGAGUUCGAGGAGGAGGCCACUGCUUGGGAGGACAAGCUGAACCGUGUGCACGUUUUGUUUGACGUCUGGAUUGACGUGCAGCGCCAGUGGGUGUACCUCGAGGGUGUGUUCACCGGCAAUGCCGAUAUCAAGCACCUGCUCCCCAUCGAGUCUUCUCGCUUCCAGAACAUCAACAGCGAGUUCUCGGCUGUGAUGAAGAAGGUGUACAAGCAGCCCAAUGUGUUGGAUGUUCUCAACAUUCCCAAUGUGCAAAAGUCUCUCGAGCGUCUGGCUGAGCUGCUCAACAAGAUUCAGAAGGCGCUUGGUGAGUACCUCGAGAAGGAGCGUGUCUCAUUCCCGCGCUUUUACUUUGUUGGUGACGAAGACUUGCUGGAGAUGAUCGGUAAUAGCAAUGACACCAUGCGCAUUGCCAAGCACUUCAAGAAGAUGUUUGCUGGUCUUAACGGUCUGACUAUGGAGGAGGAAGGUGUCAUCACUGGCUUCACAUCAAAAGAAGGAGAGGUGGUUCGUCUCAAGAAGGAGAUUAACCUUGUCAAGACGCCCAAGAUCAAUGAUUGGUUGGCCUUGUUGGAGAAUGGCAUGAAGGCUACGCUUGCUGAGCUGUUGGCUGAGGCUGUCGAGGACUUCACUCCUAUCUUCAACAACGGUGAGAUCAACCGGGAGGCGCUCAACAAGUUCAUGACGGCGUAUCCCAGUCAGAUUGUUGUGCUUGCCACUCAGGCUGUCUGGACUACUGCGGUUGAGCAGGCGCUUGCUGAGGGCGGCCAGAGUCUGCCAGCGCUCUUUGAGCGUGAGGUCCAAGUUCUUCGCCUGCUUGCUGAUACGGUCCUGGGCGAUCUGGAGGUGCUGCUGAGGAAGACAUGCGAGCAGCUUAUCACCGAGUGUGUUCACCAGCGGGAUGUCAUUGAGAGGUUAAUCAAGGUCAACGCCAGCUCCAACACACACUACCUGUGGCUUCUUCAGAUGCGGUAUGUGUACACACCUGAGGGAGACUUCUUACAGCGUCUGCACAUCAAGAUGGCCAACGCCAAGCUCAACUACGGCUUUGAGUAUCUUGGUGUUCCUGAGAGGCUUGUCCGCACUCCUCUCACGGAUAGAUGUUUCCUUACGCUCACCCAGGCUCUUUGCCAACGCUUGGGUGGCUCGCCUUAUGGUCCUGCCGGUACGGGCAAGACAGAAUCCGUCAAGGCUCUCGGUGUCCAGCUCGGUCGGUUCACCUUGGUGUUUUGCUGUGACGACACGUUUGAUUUCCAGGCCAUGGGUCGCAUCUUCCUUGGUAUCUGCCAGGUCGGCGCUUGGGGUUGUUUCGAUGAGUUCAAUCGUUUGGAGGAGAGGAUUUUGUCUGCCGUCUCUCAGCAGAUUCAGAAUAUCCAGCUUGGUCUGAAGCAAGGUGCUGAAGACGACAAGGCUCAGAUUGAACUCGUUGGUCGCCAGCUGAAGGUGAACGCCAACACGGGUAUCUUUAUCACCAUGAACCCUGGCUAUGCCGGUCGUUCCAACUUGCCAGACAACUUGAAGAAGCUGUUCAGGAGUGUUGCCAUGUCCAAGCCAGACAAGGAGCUCAUUGCCGAGGUCAUGUUGUACUCGCAGGGUUUCAGCCAGGCCAAGCAGCUGUCGAAGCACACUGUUCCAUUUUUCGAUCAGUGCUCGCAGAAGCUGUCCAAGCAAGCUCAUUACGACUUUGGUCUUCGUGCGCUCAAGAGUGUGCUUGUCAGUUCUGGCGGGCUGAAGCGUGCUCGCUUGACGCAGGAGGGAGAGCUAGGCUCGGAGGAGGUCGUUGAGCCUGAAAUUCUUGUGCAGAGUAUCCGGGAGACCAUUGCGCCCAAGCUGAUCAAAUCGGAUGUGGAGAUUAUGAUGGGCAUUGAGGAGACUUGCUUCCCUGGUGUCAAAUAUGUUCCUGCCAGCCUGGAGAAGCUUCGGGAGGCGAUUCAGCGGUUGGCUGCGGAGAGGCAGCUGGUUGUCAACGAUACUUGGAUGACCAAGGUGCUGCAGCUGUACCAGAUCCAGGGCAUUCACCACGGUGUCAUGAUGGUCGGUAGUGCUGGUUCGGGCAAGUCUUCUGCUUGGAGGCUGCUCUUGGAUGCGUUACAGCAGGUUGAGAAUGUGGAGGGUGUGUCCCAUGUCAUCGAUAGCAAGGUCAUGUCCAAGGAGGCGCUGUACGGAAACCUCGAUUCGACUACCAGAGAGUGGACCGAUGGUCUGUUCACGAGUAUCCUGCGCAAGAUUGUCGACAACCUGCGUGGUGAGGACACAAAGCGUCACUGGAUUGUGUUCGAUGGCGAUGUCGAUCCCGAGUGGGUUGAAAACUUGAACAGCGUGCUCGACGACAACAAGCUUCUCACGCUGCCCAACGGUGAGCGUCUCAACCUGCCACCCAAUGUCCGCAUCAUGUUUGAGGUGGAGAAUCUCAAGUAUGCCACCCUCGCCACUGUCAGCCGCUGCGGUAUGGUCUGGUUCAGUGAGGAUACCGUCACGACGAACAUGCUGGUCACCAACUAUAUUGAGACGCUGCGGUCUGUUGCGUUCGAGGAUCUGGAUGAGGAUGCUGUCGCUACUGGGCAGAGCUCGGCCAAAGCUCUUGCUGUUCAGGCUCAGGCAGCCGACUUGCUACAGGCCUAUCUCACGACUGAUAACUUCAUCAAUGAAGCGCUACAGCAAGCUGAAGGCUUCAAUCACAUCAUGGAGUUCACCAUUGCUCGUGUCCUUAACACCAUGUUCUCUCUGCUGAACAAGGCUGUUCGCGAUAUCAUCGAGUACAACAGUCAGCAUGUCGACUUCCCUCUGGAGCCUGAGCAGGUCGAGAAUUACAUCUCCAAGAAGCUUUUGCUGGCACUCGUCUGGGCUUUGACGGGUGAUUGCCCAUUGAAUGACCGCAAGCAGUUUGGUGACAAGGUUGCUGGUCUGGCCAGCUUCGGCUCCCCUCCUCUGGACAACACAAACUCGCUCAUCGACUUUGACGUGUCGUUGCCCAAGGCUGAAUGGACACCUUGGCAGAACCAGGUACCUACCAUCGAAGUCAACACUCACUCAGUCACGCAGACGGAUGUUGUCAUUCCCACGCUGGACACUGUUCGCCAUGAGGAUGUUCUCUACUCGUGGCUUGCUGAGCAUAAGCCUCUGUUGCUGUGCGGUCCUCCUGGUUCCGGUAAAACAAUGACGCUGUUCAGCGCUCUCCGCAAGCUUCCCAACAUGGAAGUCGUCGGCCUCAACUUUUCUAGCGCGACGACGCCUGACUUGCUGAUCAAGACGUUUGAGCAAUAUUGCGAGUACAAGAAGACGCUUAACGGGGUCAUGCUUUCGCCCACACAAAUUGGCCGCUGGCUUGUCAUCUUCUGCGACGAAAUCAACUUGCCCGCCCCCGACAAGUACGGUACUCAGCGUGCAAUUUCUUUCCUCCGUCAGCUCGUCGAACACAACGGCUUCUGGAGGACUUCGGACAAGUCCUGGGUCACCCUUGACCGCAUCCAAUUCGUCGGUGCUUGCAACCCGCCUACUGAUGCUGGCCGUACCCCCAUGGGUCCCCGUUUCCUGAGACAUGCUCCCCUUAUCAUGGUUGAUUACCCUGGCGAGGUCUCGCUCAUGCAGAUUUAUGGCACCUUCAACUCGGCGGUUCUCAAGAUCAUUCCCUCGCUCCGUGGCUAUGCCGAGCCGCUCACGCAGGCCAUGGUUAAGCUGUAUCUUGAGUCACAGCAGAGGUUCACACCCAAGAUUCAGCCCCAUUACGUCUACAGUCCUCGUGAACUCACCAGAUGGGUGCGCGGUGUGUAUGAGGCUAUUCGGCCGCUGGAGACGUUGUCAGUGGAAGGUCUCAUCCGAAUUUGGGCCCAUGAAGCGUUGCGCCUGUUCCAAGAUCGUCUGGUUGCCGAAGAGGAGCGCAAAUGGACCGAUGAUGCUGUCCGCAGAAUUGCCAUGGAGUACUUCCCCACCAUUGAUGAGCAAAAGGCGCUUGGUGGACCAAUCCUGUUCUCCAAUUGGCUCUCAAAGAACUAUGUGCCUGUUGACCGCGAGCAGCUUCGCGACUUCGUCAAAGCCAGACUCAAGACCUUUUGCGAAGAAGAGGUCGAUGUCCCCCUUAUCCUGUUCAAUGACGUCUUGGAGCACGUGCUGCGCAUUGAUCGUGUGUUCAGACAGCCGCAGGGACAUCUUAUUCUUAUUGGUGUCAGCGGUAGUGGCAAGACUACGCUGUCUAGGUUCGUGGCUUGGAUGAAUGGCUUGAAGGUGUUCCAGAUCAAGGUUCAUGGCAAGUACUCGGCGGAAGACUUUGAUGAGGAUCUGAGGGAGGUGUUGAGGAGGUGCGGCUGCAAGGGGGAGAAGAUGUGCUUCAUUAUGGACGAGUCGAAUGUGCUGGAUUCGGGUUUCCUAGAGAGGAUGAAUACUCUGUUGGCCAAUGCUGAGGUGCCGGGUCUGUUUGAGGGUGAUGAUUUGGCUGCGUUGAUGACGGCUUGCAAGGAGGGUGCUCAGCGACAAGGGCUGUUGUUGGAUUCACAGGAGGAGCUGUACAAGUGGUUCACGGGGCAGAUUGUCAAGAACUUGCACGUGGUGUUCACCAUGAACCCGCCGGAGGAUGGCUUGAGUUCCAAGGCCGCGACGUCGCCUGCGCUGUUCAACCGUUGCGUGCUCAACUGGUUCGGUGACUGGUCCGAUCAGGCUUUGUUCCAGGUCGGUCAUGAGCUCACGCACUCUGUGGACUUGGACAGGUCAAACUGGGCUGCUCCCGAUACAAUUCCUGUGGCGUACCGCAGUCUCAACCUGCCGCCGUCGCACAGAGAGGCGGUCGUCAACUCCAUGGUGUAUAUCCACUACUCGUUGCAGCGGUUCAACAGCAAGCUCCUCAAGCAGCAGGGCAAGGUCACUUUCCUUACUCCGAGACAUUUCCUGGACUUUGUGGCGCAGUAUGUCAAGCUGUACAAUGAGAAGAGAGAAGAUUUGGAGGAGCAACAGAGGCAUUUGAAUGUUGGGUUGGAGAAGCUGAGAGAUACGGUCGACAAGGUUCGGGAUUUGAGGGUCAGUCUGGCGGAGAAGAAGGCCCAGCUUGAGCAGAAGGAUGCGGAGGCCAAUGAGAAGCUGCAGAGGAUGGUUGCUGAUCAGCGUGAGGCUGAGCAGAGGAAGAAUGCUUCGUUGGAGAUUCAGGUUGCGCUUGGGAAGCAGGAGGCUGAGGUUGCUUCUCGCAAGAAGUUUGUGUUGGAGGAUUUAGCCAAGGCCGAACCGGCUGUUGAGGCGGCCAAGGCUAGUGUCGGCAACAUCAAGAAACCCCAGCUUACCGAAGUCAGGUCCAUGUCUGCGCCUCCACCUGGUGUCAGGCUGGCGCUCGAUUCAGUCUGCACAUUGAUUGGUCACAAGGUCAACGAUUGGAAGCAGAUUCAGGCUGUUGUCCGUCGUGAUGAUUUCAUCGCCAGCAUCAUCAACUUUGACAAUGAGAGGCAGAUGACCAAGGCGCUGAGGAUGAAGAUGCGGAACGAGUUCUUGGCCAACCCCGAGUUUACCUUUGAGAAGGUCAACCGUGCCUCCAAGGCUUGCGGUCCGCUUGUCCAGUGGGUUGAGGCGCAGGUGCAGUACGCCGAGAUCUUGGACCGUGUUGGGCCGCUGAGAGAGGAAGUGCGGCAGCUCGAGGAACAGGCUCUCCAGACCAAGGCUGAGGCCAAGGCGGUCGAGCAGACGAUUGAAAACCUCGAGGCUAGCAUUGCCACUUACAAGGUUGAGUAUGCGUCGUUGAUCAGCGAGACGCAGGCUAUCAAGUCGGAGAUGUCAAGGGUGCAAUUCAAGGUCGACCGCAGUGUCAAGCUGCUCGAUAGCUUGUCGAGUGAGAGGACACGCUGGGAGGAGGGCAGCAAGUCGUUCGAGACGCAGAUCAGCACAUUAGUGGGCGAUGUGUUGGUUGCUGCUGCUUUCUUGGCGUACAGCGGUCUCUAUGACCAGGUGUUCAGAAAAUCGAUGAUGGAGGAUUGGCUGCACCAGCUGCAUCUCAGUGGUAUUCAAUUCAAGCAGCAUAAUCCUGUCACGGAAUACCUCUCGACGGCCGAUGAGAGGCUCAGCUGGCAGGCCAACACGCUGCCUGUGGACGACCUGUGCACAGAAAACGCCAUCAUCUUGCAGCGCUUCAACCGGUACCCGCUCAUCAUCGACCCCUCGGGCCGUGUCACUGAGUUCUUGCAGCGCGAGUGCAAGGACCGCCGGCUUACCGUGACCAGCUUCUUGGAUGAUUCGUUCACCAAGCAGCUCGAGAGUUCUCUCCGUUUCGGUAACCCGAUCCUCAUCCAGGAUGCCGAACAUCUCGACCCUGUGCUCAAUCAUGUGCUCAAUAAGGAGUACCAAAAGACUGGUGGUCGUGUGCUGAUCCAGCUUGGAAAGCAGCAGAUCGAUUUCUCGCCUGCGUUCAAGAUUUACCUUUCCACGCGGGAUCCUUCGGCCACCUUUGCUCCUGAUAUCUGCUCGCGGACGACAUUUGUCAACUUUACUGUCACUCAAAGCAGUUUGCAAACCCAGUCUUUGGCUGAGGUGCUCAAGUCUGAGCGUCCUGAUGUUGAUGAGCGUCGUUCCAACCUCAUCAAGUUACAAGGAGAGUUCAAGGUUCAUCUUCGACAGCUUGAGAAGCGUCUGCUGCAAGCGCUCAACGAAUCUCGUGGCAAUAUACUGGAUGAUGACAAUGUCAUCGAGACACUCGAGACUCUCAAGACGGAGGCGGCCGAGAUUUCAACCAAGAUGAGCAACACCGAGGGUGUUAUGGCCGAGGUGGAGGAGAUCACGCUGCAGUACAACAUCAUUGCCAGAUCUUGCAGUGCUGUCUUUGCUGUCCUCGAGCAGCUGCACUACAUCAAUCACUUCUAUCAGUUCUCGCUGCAGUAUUUCCUGGAUAUCUUCCACUCGGUCUUGCACGGCAACCCGCACUUGGACGGGGAGCAGAAUCAUAACGUAAGGAGAGAUAUCAUUGUCAAGGAUCUCUUCGUGGCUGCCUUCAAGCGAACUGCUCUGGGUCUGUUGCAAAAAGACAGGAUCACGCUUGCCAUGCUGCUUGCUCAGGCAUCGCCCUACAAAAUGGACAAGGGCCUGUUGGAUGUUAUUCUUGAUGAAAAGGUGGAGGGUAAGGACCUCUCGACUGACAUUGGCGCCAAGGACGAGGUCUUUGCUCGGGCCAAGCGUAUCACUGCUCUCAAGGACAAGAUUGAGAAUGUGCCUGAGGCGGACUGGGACAAGUUUCUUUCUGAGGAGCUUGCUGAGAACUUCGUGCCCAAGAUCUGGGAUGACAGUGUUGCUGAGACGGAUCGCGCUCUCAUAUCGCUGCUCUUGGUCAAGCUUUUCCGUCUUGAUCGGUUCGUCCCUACUGCCGAACGGUUUGUAACAUUGGUGUUUGGCAAUGAUCUGUUUGACAUUGUCGAGGAUCUCAAGCAGACUGUCGAUCAGGUUUCUGCUACUCGCCCCAUUUCCCUUGUCUCUAGCCCUGGCUUUGACGCCUCUUACAAGGUUGACAGUCUGGUUGAGCGCAUGCGUGUCCGCUGCACCAACAUUGCCAUGGGUUCCAACGAAGGUCUGGCCAGUGCGGACAAGGCUAUCAGCAAUGCUGCCCAGACCGGCUCUUGGGUCCUCAUCAAGAACGUCCACUUGUCUCCUACUUGGCUUCAGUCACUUGAGAAGCGGAUGGAGAGCCUGAACCCGAACCCAGAGUUUAGACUGUUCCUGUCUAUGGAGUCUUCGCCAAAGAUUCCUGUUAACCUGCUGAGAGCAUCCCGAGUGUUGAUGUACGAGCAGCCUGCUGGUGUGAGGGCCAAUAUGAAGGACUCGAUGGGCUCGCUGAGCACAAGGAGCGUCAAGUCACCUGUGGAGAGAACGCGACUGUAUCUGUUGCUGUCGUUCCUGCAUGCUGUGGUGCAGGAGAGGUUGCGGUAUGCCCCCAAUCUGGGUUGGAAGGGGUUCUGGGAGUUCAACGAUGCUGAUUACGAAUGCUCCGCCUUUGUCAUUGACACUUGGAUCGACGUCGCCGCACAAAACCGCACCAACAUUGCGCCGACCAACAUUCCCUGGGACAUGAUCCGGUAUUUGAUCACAGAAACCUACGGAGGCAAGAUUGAUGACGAAGGGGACAUGAACAUGCUGCGGCAGAUCGUGUCUACUUUCUUGACCCCGGCCGCGUUUGAUAUUGGUCACAAGCUUGUCGAGGGCACGCCCGAGACGGGGAGCGAGGAGCUGGUUGUUCCCAGCGGAACGUCCCUUCAGGAGUUUAUGGGGUGGAUCCAGAGGCUGCCUGAGAGAGAGCCGCCUACGUAUUUGGGGUUGCCGGCGAAUGCAGAGAAGUUGUUGCUUGUUGGGUUGGGGAGGAGCUUGAUUGGGAAUCUGAAGAAGGUGGUGGAUUUGCUGGAUGAGGGUGAGGUUUUGAUGGAGGUUUAGGGGAGCCGAAUGGUGAAAUGGGGGUGGCUUGAAGGGGUGAGAAGGGUGUAUGAUAAUUUGUUGGGUCAAUAUUGUGUACAAGUCAAGGUUGUUGUGAGGACGUGUUGGAGUGUGAAUAGUGGUAUAGCCGUUUGACAGUGUAUCUUGUUUGUUUUGCUUGGGGAGAAUAAAUGUUUGGCGCACGUUGUUUUAUGGA
Molecule: messenger RNA, 13730 nt
Organism: Podospora bellae-mahoneyi
Lineage: Eukaryota; Fungi; Ascomycota; Sordariomycetes; Sordariales; Podosporaceae
Gene: DYN1
Product: dynein heavy chain
Exons: 2
Coding region: 425-13534 (4369 amino acids)
Biological process (GO): cytoplasmic microtubule organization; mitotic spindle organization; microtubule-based movement
Cellular component (GO): cytoplasmic dynein complex; cytoplasmic microtubule; cell cortex
Molecular function (GO): ATP hydrolysis activity; ATP binding; dynein light intermediate chain binding
Source: RefSeq, a predicted model, not a curated record